AUGACGGAGGGUGGCUUUCAUUGCAUUAUGCGGCCAAUCAUUGUUCCUGUUCAGUUUCUGGGAAUGUUCCCAAUUUUUGGAGCAGCAUGACCAUCUUCAUCAGCGUUAAAUUUUCGGUGGACGUCAUGUAGAACGGCUUGGAGUGGCUUCAUUGUGUGCUGCUCCCUUCUUAUGGCAACGGCUGAGAUGCGUCGUGUCGCCCGCACUGGUAUCAACUUCUCCAACAUUAUUGGGACGUACUUUUUCGUUGAUACAGCAAUAAUCGUUUGCUUGACGGUGUUGAUGGCUUCGGGUUGGAGAAGGUUUCUUCACGAGGUUGAGAAGCUGGAGCUUAUAUGGACCAGAUGGCCUUACAAUUUGCGAAGAGAUAAUCUGAAGCUAAAUUGCUGGAUUUUAACCAUGCUUUGGAUGUUUUUUGCAACCGUGGAACACUGUUUGGCGUCGUCUGUUCAAGUCUACAUUCAGUAUCAAGAGUCACUUCGUUGUAAUUGGAUAUACUCCAAUGCCAUGAAAAAUUAUGCUCAUCGAAACUACGCGUACAUCUUCAACUGGAUGCCUUACAAUGUGCCGGUUUUGUUUUUCGUCCGAUACGUAACCUAUUCGGUAACGAUGGCAUGGACGUAUCAGGAUAUUUUGAUCAUGGUUAUCAGUGCGUAUGUAUUGACACGCUAUAGGCAGUUCUUCUGGCGCAUUGAAGUUGCUUGUAACGGAACGGUGCUUCCUACUGAAUCUUUUUGGGUGGAGAUCCGAGAGCACUACGUGAUCAUCAGUGAGUUCCUGGUUCAUGUGGAUAAGAUGUACUCGCCAUUGGUCCUGAGUUCCUGCUGUAACAAUGUCUUUUUGAUAUGUUACCUACUCUUGCACAGCUUGAAACCACACGCAUACGCCAUAUCGUUUGUCUAUUUCUGGUACACACUUUGCUUCCUAAUUGGCCGUACCUUGACGACACUUUGGAUAGCAGCCGAGCUGAAUCGAGAAAAAAGAUCUGCCCUCCGGGUGGUUCAACGCAUUUCCAGUGAUGGUUGGUGCACCGAGCUCGAACGGUACUAUCUGCUACUGAGAGCGGAAGUCGGAGCACUUUCCGGAAGCCGGUUUUUCUAUCUGACUCAUCAGACAACGUUUACGAUUGUAGCAGUAAUCUUCACCUACGAGCUAGUCAUGAUUAAGUACUCCAGGAUGACUGCAGCUGACGUGGGCAUUCCGGAAAACUGCUCGGCCAUGGCAUUUUCACAAGAUUAGGUGGAUUUUCACAAUGAGCGUCGUAAAUGUUCUCGUAUUAUUUGAUUCUAUGUUACAAAGUCAUCAAG
Molecule: messenger RNA, 1307 nt
Organism: Aedes aegypti (yellow fever mosquito)
Lineage: Eukaryota; Metazoa; Arthropoda; Insecta; Diptera; Culicidae
Gene: Gr8
Product: gustatory receptor for sugar taste 64a
Exons: 6
Coding region: 172-1239 (355 amino acids)
Biological process (GO): detection of chemical stimulus involved in sensory perception of taste; sensory perception of sweet taste
Cellular component (GO): membrane
Molecular function (GO): sweet taste receptor activity
Source: RefSeq, a predicted model, not a curated record